Saccostrea cuccullata (small rock oyster) is the source of this 1535-nucleotide messenger RNA. RefSeq names its product protein DGCR6-like. NCBI's taxonomy places the organism in Eukaryota, Metazoa, Mollusca, Bivalvia, Ostreida, Ostreidae. The transcript is spliced from 4 exons. The annotation marks the transcript as partial. The record is from RefSeq and is a predicted model, not a curated record.
AAAGAAUGAGUAUUUAUUUCGUGAUUAUCAAAAACCCGGUUUUCGUUAUCGAAAAUCCCGGCCCGGCCCGGGUUUCGCUACCCAUUUUAGUCACACUCAACAAAAACGUCUCUACUUUUACCAGAGCGAGCUUCAAAACAUGGCCCGAGAGUUACCGGGUAAAUAUCAGCAGCGACUCCCAUACGACCUUCUGUCUGGCCUGGCUAGCUCCUUGCUGGAUGGUACUGUGUUUGAAAUCGUCCGCAGUCUACAGGAAGUCCAGCAGUUAGAGGAGAGACAUCUGCACACACAGCGGGUCAAACUGGUCAAUGAUCACAAAGCACAGAGACAUGAGCUGCAAAAGAGACACAAAGAAUUACUACAGAGCUGUCAGAUGAAGCCUCACAAUUUACCCAUAGUGGAGGCCCAGAUUGAGAGAGAGAAGGAGACAAUGGAGAAGAGGUGUGAAGAAGAGGUGAAGAAGAAGGACAUGAAGAUUAUCAUGGAACUGGAUCAGAAAGUUAUGGACCAGCAGGUCAUGUUGGAGAAGGCGGGAGUUCCGGGGUUCUAUGUCACCAACAAGAGUAUUGACGUCAGACUACAGAUGUAUCUCCUGGAAUUUAUCACCAGAAUGGGACACAUGCAGCCACCUUGAAGCUGAGCAUUAGGUGGUAGUUGUUUUGAUUAAAGUCAAGAAAUCUUUCUGUUGAUUUAGAAAAAAAACAGAGAUUGAUGAAUUUAUUCAAGUUGUUCUCCCUAAGACUUAAGAAAAUGGAUGUUUUUACAUGGGAAUAAAAUGGACAAAAACAAUUGUUAAACAUAUGAACAUGCAUGAUUGUACAUGUUAUAGCACACAGGCAUCUUGUUUAAAGUGUUCUUCUGUAAAAUCAAACUUUCGUUAGAAUAAAUUGUCAUGGCCUGAGAAUACUAGUAUUUAAGGGUAAAUAAUGAUUUCAGGAGGAAUUGAUUUUUUCGUAACAAGAUUUCUAAAAAUGUAAUUCAUGAGAAAAUUACAUUACAUUUCAUGAUUAACUUAAUUUUGCGAAUCUAUUCAUAUAUGUCAUCGAAAACAAGACAAAUUAAUUCCUCAUGAAAAAUUAUGGAUUUCUCAGUAAUAACAAAACAAAAAUAUCCGAAGUGAAAUAUAAUGUGUUAGCAGCAUUUUGAGCAUUUGAAAACUUACUAGUAAUCAUCAAGAGACAUAUGAUAUCGAAGAAAAAGUGCAUGUUUGUGUCCUUAAUAUUAAAAACACAUUGUAUGGUUUAUUAGUUGAGAUUCCAGGGUUGUGGUUAACCACUCGCCCACUCGCCAAAUUUCAAGUGGGUGAUGAAGAAAUCAAAAUUUGAUCGCCCACAUGGCGAGCGUCUUGUUCCCAGAACAUGACCGUGCUUUGCUUGUAUUUUUAUAAUCCACUUCCUUUUUUUCUUAACAAACACUAUGCUAACCAUGACUUUUGGUGUCGUGUGCAAACUAUUACAUUUGUAUACAAUGCAAGCACUUGCUUGACCUAGACGUAUGCCAAGCAGCAUUUUCAAAUAUUCUGUUGAUGAGGUAUG